This is a messenger RNA of Procambarus clarkii (red swamp crayfish), 8062 nucleotides long. RefSeq lists its product as uncharacterized. The record is from RefSeq and is a predicted model, not a curated record. NCBI's taxonomy places the organism in Eukaryota, Metazoa, Arthropoda, Malacostraca, Decapoda, Cambaridae.
GACAGUUUAACGUUGGUGGCGCGGGAGGGGAAGACGGCCGCCCUGGGCUCUCCUGUCUCUUCCUCUCACUCUAACCCAACAUGUCUGCUAUGUCAUCAUCUGUCUAGCAUCAUGGUCGGUGCGAGGUGCCCUGUGACGUCACUCUACCGCCAUGAUAUCUGCAGGCAGCUUCCAGCCUGAGAUCAAGUUCCGGUGGUGCCGGACGGUGGGUUGCCGGGCGCCGGAGGUGUGGCUGGUGCUGACCUCUGUGACGGGGACACGAGUGUGCCUCACCUGGCAGCCUCACCUGGGCUGGUACGAGGCCACACCUACACCCAUACCUUGUGGCCUCCACACCGGCUUCAUACUCAUCAAAGACAAGGUACGUGACGCGAUCAGCGGGAGCCUGCAGGUGCGAGAGAGGGACUACAAGGUGGACCCAUUCCACAUCGUGCCACACAAGUUUGCUGUCGAGCUGUUCUUGCAGUCAGACCAAACUUCCCCUUUCUGGAGCGAUGUACCGGAGCUGCGACUGCGUUACCUCAGUUCCGAUCACCUAGAGAGACUCGUCGGCUCCACACACAAAGACUCACAUCCCUAUCACCAGUUUGGAACCCUCGGAGGUCGUAAAUGGGUUUCUUCCACCUCACUGAUUUACACUGGAGAUGAAGGAAAAGAAGAGGGAGCGUCUUCAAGCAUUCAAAAGAAUUUUGCUAGAUCAGAUGGCAAGACCAGAGUCCUCCCUAGAAGCUUAACCCGAGGAAGAUCUCACAGCCAGCUCCGGGCAUCAUCCACAUCAUUUAAUAACCUCAAAGACCAAAAAGAAGCAUCAAUAUCAUCGCCAAAUCUCUCACGUGCUUUCCAAGUUGCUGUUGAUUUGUCACAUGCUAGUUCAAAGUUCUUGGCUGGACUGUCUUCAACAAGCAGCGGUGUUUGUCUUGGGUUUGAGGAUGGCAGUGAGCCUCCGUCUCCAGAUAAUAAAGAAACCCCCAACAACAUCAGUCCUUACGCUGCUGGAGGAGAAACUUCACAGGACUCAGAAGACGCCGGUGAAGGUGCCAGACGAAAAAAAUCCUUGUUCAGUUCUCGAGAUAGAUCUCUCCGCAUAGAAGACUUAACUGGCGAAGAGGCCUGGAGAUGUAGGCGAGAGGCAGGAGCUAAGGGAUUCGAUGGAUCAAAUGCUUCCAGCACAUCAUAUGAGGAUCUUCUUGCUAAUAUUUCCUCAACCAGAAGAGCUACUUUUAAAACUGAGUUGAACCUGCUACGAUUUGACACUUUGGCACAAGAACGCUUGGUAAAGGAAAUAUUGGCUCCGUCGGACUCUGAUUUUGAAGACGAGGAGGGAGCUUGCGAAGUUAGUGACUCAGACAUUGCAGGAAAUUACGGAUGCGUUAUCACCUUUGAGAGUCGCAGCUCUAGCAUGGACGACGUUGGGUCUCCCAGAGCCUUGGAGGAAGUGCUCGUAUCGCUGACUUCCAAUGAUAGCCACCCCGAGGUUGUCUUUGAACCAUCAAAGCUCCAGCUACACUCUUCUGAUGAAGAGCAUGAUUCUGAGUUCAAUCUUGGAACAUCCAGCAGUUCUGAAAGGCGACAACCUGAGCCUAAACCAAGAACAGCCAUUCCUAGAUCAUGUUCAGGCCCAUCAAGUUUGAUAAAUAAGGUGCCAGUGCCAUCGCCUCCAAGACUGAAUGUUAGUCUGGUGUCCGAGACAUUAGUGAGUGUCGAGUCUCAUAAUGAAGGAUUUGAUUCUUCCUUGGACAGCUCUCAGGUGCAUGUCAAAGGCCCUCCGGAGGGGGACCAAGCCAUGUCUGAUGAAGACAUCAGCGAAAGUGAAGCAAGACACAGAGUGACACUUCAGGGGGAUGGCACUGUUACCGUGGCAGCGCUGACCAGUGACUCUCGCAUAACACCUGACAUUGCAGAAGAUGAUAACUUCCAGUACGAAUCUUUAAAGCACGAAGAUGAACACAUUCCAAUAGACAUAAGGAAUAUUGAUAGUGAAGACUCGACAGAAGGUGUUGCAUGCAAAUAUGGUGUUCGUUAUGAUGUGGCAGAAGAUGAAGCUUGCAGUUCUGCGGAAAGUGACAAAGAUGAGAGUGAAAGAAGCAACUUGCAUGAGUUAGAUAGGGCAGAAUCCAUUACCUCUUCCGUGGAUAGAGAAAUACCUACAGAUUCCUUUAGUGCAAUACCACUGGAAGACAGUCUAAAAGUCACUGUGAGAGAAGCUGAUCUCACAGGCACUAAGAGUGACGAAGAUAAAGACAAUGAAAGUGACUCGCGAGACCCUAACAGUGAUCCUAGUGAACAAUGUGAUGUGCCAAAGAGCUGCGACCAUCCAAAAAGCUUGUUGAACUAUAGUGAGUACAUUUCAGUUAUGAGUAAGUCAACAGAAAUUCAAAGUGGCAGUGAAAGUGUCGAGGCCACCUCUGGCGUAGUAAGUGCCACAGCCAGUACUUUAGCAGGUGAUGAUAGAGCCAGAACUUUAAUGGGUGAUGACAGAGCCAGAACUUUAACAGGUGAUGAUAGAGCCAGAACUGUAACAGGUGAUGAUAGAGCCAGAACUUUAAUGGGUGAUGACAGAGCCAGAACUUUAACAGGUGAUGAUAGAGCCAGUACUUUAACAGGUGAUGACAGAGCCAGAACUUUAACAGGUGAUGAUAGAGCCAGAACUUCAACAGGUGAUGAUAGAGCCAGAACUGUAACAGGUGAUGAUAGAGCCAGAACUUUAACAGGUGAUGAUAGAGCCAGAACUUCAACAGGUGAUGAUAGAGCCAGAACUGUAACAGGUGAUGAUAGAGCCAGAACUUGUACAGGUGAUGAUAGAGCCAGAACUUCAACAGGUGAUGAUAGAGCCAGAACUGUAACAGGUGAUGAUAGAGCCAGAACUGUAACAGGUGAUGAUAGAGCCAGAACUUUAACAGGUGAUGAUAGAGCCAGAACUUUAACAGGUGAUGAUAGAGCCAGAACUUUAACUGGUGAUGAUAGAGCCAGAACUUUAACAGGUGAUGAUAGAGCCAGAACUUUAACAGGUGAUGAUAGAGCCAGAACUUUAACAGGUGAUGAUAGAGCCAGAACUUCAACAGGUGAUGAUAGAGCCAGAACUGUAACAGGUGAUGAUAGAGCCAGAACUGUAACAGGUGAUGAUAGAGCCAGAACUUUAACAGGUGAUGAUAGAGCCAGAACUUUAACAGGUGAUGACAGAGCCAGAACUUUAACAGGUGAUGACAGAGCCAGAACUUUAACAGGUGAUGAUAGAGCCAGAACUUUAACAGGUGAUGACAGAGCCAGAACUUUAACAGGUGAUGACAGAGCCAGAACUUUAACGGGUGAUGAUAGAGCCAGAACUUUAACAGGUGAUGACAGAGCCAGAACUUUAACAGGUGAUGACAGAGCCAGAACUUUAACAGGUGAUGACAGAGCCAGAACUUUAACAGGUGAUGACAGAGCCAGAACUUUAACGGGUGAUGACCAUGGCAGAAACAGAUCAUCAAUUGAUGAUAACAGAGACAGAAUUUCAAGAAGAAAUGCCAGAAGCAAAACAUACAAUGUCAGUGACAGGAGCAAAACGUUAACAAACAGAACAUUCGAUGAUAGAACUUUUGAAAGUGAUGACAGAGGCAGAACUUUAGAUAGUAGAACUUAUAAAAGUGGUGACACAAACAGAACUUUAGAUAGUAGAACUUAUAAAAGUGGUGACACAAACAGAACUUUAGAUAGUAGAACUCAUAAAAGUGAUGACAGAGACAGACAUUUUUAUGGUAGAACUUACAAAGGUGGUGACAAAGGCAGGCUUUUAUACGGUGGAGCUCACACAGACGUUGGCAAAAACAGAGGUGUGAUAGGUGAUGAAAGAGGUGUAAGUUUUGCGGAUGUCGGCAAAACUUCGGCAGGUAGUGAUGUGAGCAGAUAUGAGACAAAUGGAAGUUUUCUGUCUGGACAAUACGGAGGCGAUAAGAAGUUGAGGGCUAGCGUUGGUGGAAGAAGACAGGGACAGCACCCACCAGGGUCAGCGACCAGUGAUCAGCACCCUGAGAGAGAUGCGGAAAGCCACCAACCGCACUUACGGUACGUGAGACUGCAGAAUGCCGGCACGCAAACAACGCAGACGAAACGGACGUCGAAAAUGGCAUCAUCGUGGACUUAUAAAUUCAAUGAAGGAGAAGGUGUCACCGUUGGUUCGGCCGCCAAAUACAGCCGCUCUCCCCUGCGCAAUGGACAGACAGAGCCCCCAUUUACACCACUACCAGACCGACUGAGUGGCCCCUGGUCGCAGAGACUUGCCAGGGGCCCGUCACCUUCCCCUGCCAAUGCCGACCUGGCUGCCCUACAAAGGAACCUAUAUAACCUAGUGCAAGGACACGAGAAUACAAUGUAUCUGAGGCAACUGCAGAAUGGGUUGCGACAUAAGGCAUAUCUUGCCCCACACCUGAGCCAACACAUCCACCCUGGCUCCGUACAAGACCCGCCUCCCCGCCGCCAACAGUCCUCCGUGAAUCCACCCCAUCACCAUGAGUCUCCCGUCAAACAUCACUGCCACCAUCCACCCGUCCCCAAUUACCACCAAUCACCAGUCCAUCAAUCCGCCACACCUAUCCACUACAAGUACCCAGUGCUGAACUCUACCUUCGUUCAGUCGUCCUCCUCCCUGGCCUACUUCACCACUCGACCUCACCUGGGGGCGCGGGAUGGACCGCCUCCAGGAGACAGAGCAGCAGGGGUCAGUUAUGGCGGCAGUGCAAGAGACCUAACUAGGCUCCACCAUACCAACACUUUCUUCCACCACCGUGCUGGUGCAGGUGGGUCAAGUAUCCGCAGUGCCGCCAGCCUUCCAGACCUGCAACAUCCAGUCUCCAGCCACCUAAGAGUGCCUAGUCAAUCCUCAUCAUUCUCUCACACUAACCCAGGCCCAACACACGCCCACUCUGCCUUUGACGUGAUGGUUGGUAGUGGCAGCAGUGUUGGGCUGAAGGGGCUGUACUGGGAUGAGAGUGAUAGUGGUGGAUCUACGGACUCCCUCAUUGAUGAAGCUGAACACAUCACCACCACCCCACUCGACCCCAACAUUUACAAUAUUUACCCUCGUAUCCAUGAUUGGGAUAUGCCAAAUAGAAAGCACCACAAACAGCGAAGACGAAGGACACGUUCACACCAGGGAGGGUUCAGUGCUUGGAGAAGUGAAGCUGAUUCUGCUAGUGUAGGAACUAGCAGUGGACGUCCAUACCUGCCAUACCGUGGGGACCAGCUCUCCCCUGGCCAGCAGGUGAAGGUGCUAGCUCCAGGAGGAGGCGUGGCUGUAGCUAGAGUCCUGACAAAUCAGAAGUCUUCAUGGCAGAUAAAUGACAAAAUUCAUCACACUUCUGCUCCUGUUUCAUCUGCUUCAGUGACAGUUAUCCUAUUGAGUGAGCCUAACAGGCUGCAGGGAAGUGUGGUGACUGUUCCUCUGGAGAAGGUCCUACUUGCGUGGCCUAGGAUUUGACAAAACUACAUAAACUUUAGUUUUACGAAGCUACGUAAACUCCAAUACAUAAUCAAGCAAUGCCAAUUUGCCAUAUAAAAAAUACAGUAUGCUGUAUUGUACUGUAGACUGAUAUUCUUUGUAUCAUGCAGCCCAUAGCAUAAACAAAUGUACUAACAAUUUAUCAUAUACCAGUAUAUUUGGCCAAUUAAGACAAACCGUGUUAAUUCUGUUAGUAAAUGGGGUUAUAAUCAAACUGUUUUUCUUGCACUUGUUUUUAUUAUCCCAGCACACAGGACGAUCAGUUUUCAAGCUUUUCUUGCUAUACAUUAAAUUUUGUAUAGCAGUAGAUCUGGUCAGGAAAUUCAGAAACUGGAAUGAGAGUCAUGAGAUGCGAGAACAGAUAAGUACUGCAUAGGGCAAGAGUUAAUUUUAAGGUCUGCUGUACUCUCAGUUGCCCUUCAUGACGUCCACACAGUAAGAUGUACAAACUUCAAAACAACACUCAUGUGUAAGCAAGAUACAGCAAUGUUAAAAUAUGAUGAUAAAACUGAUAGAUUAAUGCCACUGCAUGACCAACACUAUCAUCAUAUUUGUAAAGUACAGUAUUGUGAUAAAUGGACUAAGGGAAUUUAGCUUUUUGUUUGGCCUUAACAAGCUUAUCUCUCCUAAUACUGUACCAUGUGGCUUUAACUUGGCCACAUAGUACUGUAACUGUACACAGUUUUUUUCACAAAAAAAGAAAAUUACCUUUUGUAUUAGGUAAAUAUACAUUUGUUUAUUUUUUUUUUUAAUGCAGUACUGUACUGUACAUGUACACUGUAUACUAUAUAUGCAAAUGACAAGUUUUGUACUUUUUUUUUAUCAAUUUUUGAAUCAUUUUGUUUUAUCUGUACAGUACUGUACAGUACUUAAUUUGCUAAUGAUUUUUCACUAUUGAAAAAGCUGCAUUGCAGGCUUAAACAUUUAAAAUUUUCUCAUGUAUCAAUAUAAAUAAUUUAACAAAUAUUUUAAAUGUUUCCUAUUUAGAUUUUAACUAAACAGCAACAUCUGCCGAUAGAAGCAUCAUCAGAAUCAGUAAAUUAUAUAUUUACGAUGUUCAACAAUUGGCAUUCUUAGUGCAAUUUUACUAUAGUAUAAUAAAAUAUUUUGAAGCUUGUCGUACAACAGGGCUGUCAGUAGCCAAACUGGAAAAACUCUUUGAUUGUAAUAUUUUUACUCAUUGCCAGGAAUUUUAUCUUAGUUGUUUAUUAAAAUAGCUUACACAUGAAAAUGUGGAUGUAAUUCAGAAUAUUUGUUAAUGCUUAUUAUCCAUUUCUGAAUAUUAGAACUGGCAAAUCGUGCUCAGAUAUUGAAAGUACGUGUAGUCAGAAAGUGUAAAAUUAAAAAGAACUGAAGAUCAAGCUCUUUUUCUUUUUUCUUAUAUAUAUACAAUUCUUUCUUCAUUUUUUUUUUUAUAAAAUUUAUAUUUGAAUUUAUUUUUAUGUUAGAUUUCUAGUCAGCUAGUAAGUUCCAUUUUAGUUAACCCUUUAGCUACAUAGUUUGAUUUCUAGUGUCAAUCAUUUUGAGAAGUGCUUUUUAAACUUUUUAAGUGGAAAAAGCUGUUUUCAAGAAACAGGAAUGACAUCAUUUGGGAGUCAUGUCAAGUUCAUUUCCUUCACUAAUAUGGGAAACUCUGCUGCAUAAAAUUGAUUUGGGCCCAUUAUUUUGAGGAUGGAUUGCACACAGAACCACUGCCAACCAUUAAUCAUCAGCAUCUAAAAUAUAAUGAAACCCUAUAUUUAACCAACUACUAAUUUCAUCCAGUCUGUUUCCAUUCAGACAUUGACUCAAUCCCCCGUCUGAGACAGAAGCUCUAAAGAAAUUGUCAUAAAUUUGGUGGCAAUCAAUGACUGCAGAUUGCUGACAACCAUGUACAGGAACAAAAAAGUCGAGAGAAGAAAUGGAAAAGAUGGUGAGGCGAGCCAGAGUUUUGUGGCACUAAGUACUGUAUGCAGAUGAUGAGUCGCCAUAACAUGGCUGAAAAAAUGUUGACCAAACCACACACUAGAAACCGAAGAGACGACGACGUUUCGGUCCGUCCUGGACCAUUAUCAAGUCAACUGUUAAGAGACAAUGUCGAAACGUCAUCGUUUCGUCGUUGAAACGUCAUUGUCUCGUCGUCGAAACGUUGUCGUCUCUUUAGUUCCUAGCGUGUGGUUUGAUUAACAUUAAGUACUGUAUGUCACAAUUUAUUUGGUAAGUAGGGCUGCAAUACUUAAGGGUUGUGGUUAAAUAGUGUCUUCAAUGACACAUUUCUUUUGUACCAAUAGGUCCAUAAUGUUUCUCAAGAUAUUGGAGACAUUCAUAUGAUUUGUUAAUACUGUACUGUACUAUAAUAAAUUACCAGGAAUUGAAGUGUCGCUGUAUGAAGGGCUACUGAUUAGUGAUAAUCAUUCAAUUGUACCUACCUAUAGGAAACUGUACCUGUGUGGAAAAUUAUAUAUCUUUGUAUUAUUCUGAACUUUUGUAAUCAAUCCAUGCACUUAAUACAUAAAACAAGUUUGGCAUAUCGGUCACUUUGUCAACUUAACCUACUGCCAUUUAUCAAUAUGAAAAUACAAUACAAUUAAACUUUACUACAUAACA